Penicillium waksmanii is the source of this 927-nucleotide messenger RNA. RefSeq lists its product as uncharacterized. The coding region runs from base 1 to 927 and encodes 308 amino acids. The transcript has 4 exons. The record is from RefSeq and is a predicted model, not a curated record. Lineage: Eukaryota; Fungi; Ascomycota; Eurotiomycetes; Eurotiales; Aspergillaceae.
AUGUCCAAGAAGGAGAAGCUCAAACCAAAGCAGGGAAACCUUUUUAUAAAUUUCAGACUAUAUCUGUCCCAAGCCAGUUGCAACAUUAAGCUUAGGCUGCCCACACCAGAUCCGUAUCAUUCGAGCCUUGGUGCCAAUCAGGGUAUUUUUUUACGUCUUCUACUCAAGGUCACGUUCAUUACGCUCUGUCUGUCCCCGGCCAUGGUCGUCAUCUGGGGUCUGGAUCUCCAUGAGAUUCACUAUAGCAAGUUCAAGAGCUCCUACAUGUUCAGUCGCGCGUACCAUCUCCGAUGUACCAAAAUGAUCGUCUACCAACUCGCCAUGAUUCUCUGUGUUUGUUCGGAGUCGGUCGGAACUGCUGCCCUUUCUGCUACAUUCUUUAUUGAUUGCCUGGACAACCGACGCAUGCUAAGAUGCUCUGCCACUCCACUAGAUUAUCUCGAUCAGCAAAGUAUGCUGCAAGGCCAGCACCCAGGCGUCAAAAUCCACAAUAAUGAUUUUAUUGGCGGGUUUUCCUACAAUAUCUUUGUCGGAAUCUGUGUCGCAUGGGUAUUCGGAGCCGCUUUCUUCUUCGACCUUUUCUGGCCCGAACGGCAUGAGAGCCGGGCCGUUCGACUAGCAUGGAGAAUAUGUGCGGUGAUCAUUACGUUCAUGAUGCUGGGCUCUGCUCUGACCAUUUCGGUAAUCACUGCGAUGCACGAAGCAGAAAUCACUGGAACGGAUGUUGCAUUGGCACGGGAAUAUUGGAGCGAGACCGCCAAGAAGCCCGCUUUGAGUAAAGGCUUACCUUCCUCCUCUGCCCACAAACAUGAUGAUCAUUUCGGGCCUAAGUCAGAAUACGGCCAAAGUAAAGAGAGCGACAAAGUUGCAUCAGAGCAGGAGGAGAGUCCAGACAUCGAGCAGAAACAGACCUGGCAGAUCAAGUAA